Molecule: messenger RNA, 1986 nt
Organism: Thamnophis sirtalis
Lineage: Eukaryota; Metazoa; Chordata; Lepidosauria; Squamata; Natricidae
Source: RefSeq, a predicted model, not a curated record
GUAUCUCCCCCCCCCUUCCAGCUAGUUAAGGAAUAUUGGAGUAUUGCUGUUAUAUUGUAGCUGCUCUUUGGAAACGCCAGUUGUCUUAGGGAGCCAAAAUUGGGUUAUCCUUGUGGUUGAACAUAAUUUGACUUGUUGACUUUGGGAUUUACAUCAUCAUGGCAACAGCAUUCAACACUGAUGGAGCUGAGGUGAUUCAGCGGACAUUGAAUUCUACAGAAGUGGGUAGUCGUCCCCCAGUUUUGGGGAUAGAGGAAUUUUAUGAACUGGAGAAAGCAGCUGCUUUUGUAUCUGACAAUGGCUUCACCAAGAUUGCUCUUCAGUUUCCUGAUAAACUUUUGCCAGAUUCAGCAGAUGUUGCUGCAAGGAUGGAAAAAGCAACUGGUGCCAAGAUAUAUGUCCUGGGAGACACAUCAUAUGGCAGCUGUUGUGUAGAUGAAGUGGCAGCAGAGCAUGUCAGUGCAGAGGCUAUAGUGCACUAUGGCCCUGCCUGCUUGAGUCCUUGCCGCAAAUUGCCAGUAUUACACAUAUUUGGCCAGGAACAGCUAGAUGCGAUGCGAUGUGUGGAAGUCUUCCAGGAGUUGUACCCUGACCAUCAAACCUAUGUGGUUGUACUGAGUGAAUCUGCAUAUUUUCAUGCCAUUGAUGACCUGGCCUCUAAGCUGCAACCGAUUUAUCCCAAUGUGGUUUUUGCUCAGUUGGAUAGCAAAAAAAAUCUUGAUUCAAGCCAGCCGAUUUCUGGAAUGAUCCAGCAGUUUGGACGGCGUUUUGUAAUAGACGAAGAUCAUGGUCUUGAAAACUACAGUAUGUUCUACAUAGGUUCUGAAGGAGCAGAACUUACAAACUUCAUGCUGAGUUGGAACCAGUGUCCCUUUAGUUCUUUUGAUCCUAGGACAGGGCAAGGCCGAUGCGAAACCCUGGAUGUGAACCGGGCUCUGCGGCGACGCCUUUAUCUAGUGGAACGGACACGAGAUGCUCAAGUCGUGGGUAUUGUGGUGGGUACUCUUGGAGUAGAAGAUUACUUGUCUGUUCUGGAGCAUCUUCGCCAAAUCAUUCACCGUGCUGGAAAACGUGCCUACACGCUGGCUGUGGGUAAACCUAAUCCUGCAAAACUGGCGAACUUUCCAGAGGUGGAUAUCUUUGUUUUGGUAGCUUGCCCACAGAAUUCCUUGCUUAACUCCACUGAUUUCUAUCGACCCCUGAUCACGCCCUACGAGCUGGAAAUAGCAUGCAAUCCAGCACGGACUUGGACAGGCCGCUAUGUUACCGAUUUUCGCCACCUUCUACCAGGAGCUUGCGACCAUGUCGUUUUCCCAGAAAAGACCAACAUUGAACCUAGCAUUUCACUGAUCACUGGACAGCUGCGCUCAAUUGAUCCCUCCCUGAUAGAUGCAGAGCCAAAUUCUGACACAACUGUGAUGUGCCGCAACCAUGUACAGACUGUGUCUCAAAUUAGCCCAGCAGCCUCAUUCUUGGAGUCCCGCAGCUGGCGGGGACUGGAACAACAGCUGGGCCAAACAGAAGUAAAAAAAGCUAUUGUGGGACGACGGGGAAUUGCCAUUGCCUAUGAAGAUGAGCCUUGUGGAUGAUCAACCCUGAAGAUAAAAGACAUUGGCCAGAUAACAAAUUGCAUUCUUUGCUGGAUUUGGAUGGGUUAAUGGAACAUGAGUCUUUUUGAACUGGUUGACAAUCUUAUUUGUACAGGGCAUAAGUGGGCAGAGUUAGUAUUUCUUGCAGUAUGUUGAUGGACAGCUCAACAGAUUAAGUAGAGUGCUAUAUUAUUUUAUCAGAGGAAUAAUUUUUUUUUAAAGUGUUGAUCUCUGCUGAAAAAAAUGUUUAUUCAAUGAGAAGAUAAAUGUUAAUCCACACUAGUAUAUAGCCAAUUUAUAAAUAUCCAUGUUGUUUAAAGUAGUCCUCCGUUGUCAUUUCUGUUGACAAGUGAGUUAGACUAUGCUGAACAGUAGGGUGAGCAUUAUUGAUCACAAG